AUGGCGUCUGCCAUGCGCCCAGCUGCGCUGACUCGUGUUCCGUUCACCAUGCCUGUGCGUACUAUGGCUUCGGAGUCUGGCCCGCAAGAGAUGACGGUUCGCGAUGCGCUCAACUCUGCCAUGGAAGAAGAGCUUCACCGUGACUCGCGUGUGUUCCUCCUUGGUGAGGAGGUGGCUCGCUACAACGGCGCAUACAAAGUAACUAAGGGUCUCCUUGACAAGUUUGGUGAAGACCGCAUUAUUGACACACCCAUUACUGAGGCUGGUUUCACUGGUCUGGCUGUGGGCGCUGCUUUUGCUGGUCUGCGCCCAAUCUGUGAGUUCAUGACCUUCAACUUUGCUAUGCAGGCCAUCGACCAGAUUGUGAACUCGGCUGCCAAGACGCACUACAUGUCUGGUGGUAUGGUAUCUUGCCCCAUCGUAUUCCGUGGCCCGAACGGUGCUGCUGCUGGUGUGGCUGCGCAGCACUCGCAGGACUACGCUUCUUGGUACGGUCAGAUUCCUGGUCUCAAGGUUGUGAGUCCGUACAGUGCUGAGGAUGCGCGCGGUCUCCUCAAGGCGGCUGUUCGUGACCCGAACCCUGUUGUAUUCCUGGAGAACGAAAUUUUGUACGGCCACAGCUUCCCUGUAUCGGAAGAGGCCCUUUCGGAAGACUUUGUUAUUGAGAUUGGUAAGGCCAAGGUCGAGCGUCCUGGUAAGGAUAUCACCAUUGUGUCGCAUACUAUUGGUGUGGACCACUCGCUCAAUGCUGCUAAGCUCCUGGAAGAAGAGGGCAUCAGCGCUGAGGUGAUCAACUUGCGCUCUAUUCGUCCUCUUGACAUUGACACGAUUUUGGCAAGUCUCAAGAAGACCAACCGCUUGGUGACGGUGGAGUGCGGUUUCCCUGCCUUUGGCCUGGGUAGCGAGAUUUGCGCCCAGAUCAUGGAGACGGACGGCUUUGACUACCUCGAUGCACCAGUGGAGCGUGUGACAGGUGCUGAUGUCCCGACGCCGUACGCUCACAACUUGGAGGACCGCGCUUUCCCUACCCCUGAAGUGAUCGCACGUGUGGCUAAGCGUGCGCUCUACCGCGUAUAA
This is a messenger RNA of Malassezia pachydermatis, 1077 nucleotides long. RefSeq names its product thiamin diphosphate-binding protein. NCBI's taxonomy places the organism in Eukaryota, Fungi, Basidiomycota, Malasseziomycetes, Malasseziales, Malasseziaceae. Gene Ontology annotation, molecular function: pyruvate dehydrogenase (acetyl-transferring) activity. The transcript has a single exon. The coding region runs from base 1 to 1077 and encodes 358 amino acids. The record is from RefSeq and is a predicted model, not a curated record. Gene Ontology annotation, biological process: pyruvate decarboxylation to acetyl-CoA.